Manacus vitellinus (golden-collared manakin) is the source of this 4825-nucleotide messenger RNA. RefSeq names its product G protein-coupled receptor 158 (gene GPR158). Gene Ontology annotation, biological process: G protein-coupled receptor signaling pathway. Gene Ontology annotation, molecular function: G protein-coupled receptor activity. Gene Ontology annotation, cellular component: membrane. NCBI's taxonomy places the organism in Eukaryota, Metazoa, Chordata, Aves, Passeriformes, Pipridae. The coding region runs from base 1 to 3723 and encodes 1240 amino acids. The record is from RefSeq and is a predicted model, not a curated record. The transcript has 14 exons.
AUGUGGGGCAGCCCACGCAAGGAGCCCGCGGUCAAUGCGGGUAUCCUGGAUGUGGGCCCGGACAUCCCAGAAGGCAGAGUUGCCCAUUCCCACCCAAACGUCGUUCCCUCAGCCAAACGCCUCCUUCCUCCCUCCGGGGCAGCCCAAGUGGGCCCACGCGGCCCGGCGGAAGCCGAGGAGCAACCCGUGUCCCCGCCACCCACCCCUGCACCGCUGGAGGCAACAGUGCCUUCCCCACGGCGGCACGCAGCCCUGACAGGCGGCAGCCCACGCUGCAGAUCUCGCUGGCAGGCGGUGCGCGGCCGGGAGCGGGCGCUCGGAGGGACGCAGUCUAUUUACAACCACAUCAAGAGCCGGGAGCCUCCGCCGGCCCCGCGGAGCCGCUCUACGGAGAGCACCAUCUUGGCGCAGCGGCUCGCCGAGGAGGUGCCCCAGGACGUGGCCUCGUUCCUCUACACGGGCGACUCCCGGGAGUUGCGGCGAGCCAACUGCUCCGGGCGGUACGAGCUGGCCAGCCUCGCCGGCAAGUCGCGCUUCACCUCGCACCCCUCCCUGCAUGGGGCCCUGGGCACCCUCACCCACGCCACCAACUUACUCAACGUGAUCCUCCAGAGCAAUAAGUCGCGGGAGCAGAACUUGCAGGAGGACCUGGAGUGGUACCGCGCCUUGAUCAGGAGCCUGCUGGAGGAGGACCCCAACAUCUCCAGGGCAGCUAUCACUUUUAGCACGGAGCCUUUCUCCUCCACUCCCCAGGUUUUCCUCCAGGCCAGCAGGAACGAGAGCCAUGUUCUCCUGCAGGACUUAUCCUCCUCAGCUCACCGACUGGCCAAUGCCUCUGUGGAAACAGAGUGGUUCCACAGCUUGAAGCGCAAGUGGAGGCCACAUCUACACAGGAAGGUCUUAAACACGGGCCCCAAAACUUUGGAGAACAGCUGGAAGAGGCGGGAGAGCUUCGCUGCUGAUAAGAACCACAUCAGGUGGUCCUCACCAUACCUGGAGUGUGAGAAUGGGAAUUACAAACCCGGCUGGCUGGUGACUCUCUCGGCGGCUUUCUAUGGGCGGCCAAACGUCAUCCCCGAGUUCAGAGGUGUUGUCAAGGUUGACAUCAAUUUGCAGAAGGUGGACAUUGACCAGUGUUCGAGCGAGGGGUGGUUCUCGGGGACACACAGGUGUCAUCUCAACAAUUCUGAGGCAAACUCUGCAACAGUUGCUGCCAAGUCACAGAUGAAUGCAGAAGUAGCUGGCAGAACCAGAUAUCCAGAGUGCAUGCCAAUUAAAGGCCUUGGAUUUGUGCUUGGAGCCUACAAAUGUAUUUGCAAAGCUGGAUUCUAUCAUCCCAACAUCUUCUCAGUGAACAGCUUUCAGAGAAAAGAUGCAGAAAAUCGCUUUUCAGUUGGUGAAUUGUCGGAGGAAGUCUACACCUGCCUGCCCUGCAGAGAAGGAUGUUCCUACUGUACAGACGAUACUCCCUGCUAUGCACAGGAGGACAAGUAUUUGCGGCUGGCUAUCAUCUCGUUCCAAACGCUCUGUAUGCUGCUGGACUUCAUAAGCAUGCUGGUAGUCUACCAUUUUCGCAAGGCAAAGAGUAUCAGGGCUUCAGGGCUGGUGCUGUUGGAAACCAUUCUUUUUGGAUCACUUCUUCUGUACUUUCCAGUUGUCAUUUUGUAUUUUGAGCCAAGUGUAUUUCGCUGUGUUCUCCUAAGAUGGGUUCGUCUUCUGGGCUUUGCUACUGUUUAUGGAACUGUGACGCUCAAGCUGCACAGGGUUUUGAAGGUAUUCCUGUCCCGAACGGCUCAGCGUAUUCCAUAUAUGACAGGUGGGCGAGUGAUGAGGAUGCUGGCUGUUAUUCUUCUGGUAGUCGUUUGGUUUCUUGUUGGCUGGACUUCUGCAAUAACCCAAAAUUUGGAGAGAAACAUUCCACUCAUUGGCCAGGGGCAGACAUCUGACCACUUGAUCUUCAACAUGUGCCUCAUAGACCGCUGGGAUUACAUGAUGGCUGUUGCUGAAUUUUUAUUCCUCUUGUGGGGUGUUUAUCUCUGCUAUGCAGUGCGGACAGUCCCAUCAGCAUUUCAUGAGCCACGUUAUAUGGCUGUUGCAGUUCACAAUGAGCUCAUUAUCUCUGCUAUAUUCCAUACAAUUAGAUUCAUUCUUGUUUCAAGACUUCAGUCUGACUGGAUGGUGAUGCUGUUCUUUGCACACACACAUUUGACUGUGACAGUCACUGUUGGGCUACUUCUGAUUCCUAAGUUUUCACAUUCAAGCAAUAACCCAAGAGAUGAUAUAGCUACAGAAGCUUAUGAAGAUGAGCUCGAUAUGGGUCGAUCUGGAUCCUACCUGAACAGCAGUAUCAAUUCAGCAUGGAGUGAACAUAGUUUGGAUCCUGAAGAUAUUCGGGAUGAGUUGAAGAAACUAUAUGCCCAGCUUGAAAUCUAUAAAAGGAAAAAGAUGAUUGCUAAUAAUCCACAUCUCCAGAAAAAAAGGUGCUCUAAAAAGGGCUUGGGGCGCUCGAUAAUGCGACGUAUUACAGAAAUCCCUGAGACUGUCACCCGGCAGUGCUCCAGGGAUGAGAAGGACUUGAUGGAGCACAGCGCUGUGAAGAGCUUGGCCACACUGAAGAAAAAUGCACAGGAUUCCACAAGCUGUGCAAAGCCAAAGGAAGAGACUUUGAAAAACAGGGUCUUUUCCUUAAAAAAGUCCCACAGCACUUACGAUCAUGUUAGGGAUCAAACAGAAGAACCAAAUGGCUUAACUACAGAAAGUGCAGAAGUUAUACCUGCUGAGAAAACACUCCUGGACUCCUUGAAUGGUAACAAAUUAACCAAAAAUGCUCCUGAAAAAGUUGAAGCUGUCUCCACUGAAUCGGUCCCUUUGGUGUGCAAAUCAGUAAGUGCACAUAAUUUAAGUGCUGAUAAGAAACCUCUGCAUCCAAGAACGUCUGUAUUACAAAAAUCCCUCAGUGUUAUUGCUAGUGCCAAGGAAAAGACUCUGGGACUAACAGGUAAAACACAAAGUCUAGAAGAAAGCACUAAAUCUCAUAAACCUCAGCAGAAGGGUAAGGAGGCCAGCAAAAAGCACUCAGCCUCUGAUAAGGGGGAACAUAAGGAUUCCCACAGGAAAAACUCUACCCACUCUGAGGAAACAAAGAAAGCCCAUAAAUCUGGAAUUAUUAAACAGCAAAGGGUUAGUCAAACACCUGCAAAUCCAGACACAGGCCCAGAGGCAGAGAAAAACCACCCUUCCCAGCCAAAGGGGAAGACUCAUCAUAAGCUGAAGACACCUGAGGGGUACCAACAGUCAAAUCAAAAGAGCUCAGAGAAGGUGGAGGCAGCCACUCGGGAGACACAAGAGCAGCAGGUCUUUGAAAAUGAGAAAAACCAGUCAAAUUCCAAGUCUCAGGUCGCUCCUGGGCUGAAGUGUGAGAAUGUUAAUAAAUAUACACCUAAUACCUGUCCUGGGGAGCGGGAGGAGCUGCCCCAGAAAGCAGCAGAAAAGGAAAACCUCAAUAAAUUGGCAGAACAGAAAAAAAAUGCCUCUUCCGAGGGAAAUGUGCUUUCAUCUAACUCCCAUAAGCCAAGUAGUUUCUUACAGCAACCUUUAGCAUCUCGAGCUGAAGUCUGCCCUUGGGAGUAUGAUACACCAGAUUUACCAAAUGCAGAAAGAAGUGUAGCUUUACUGAACACCUCUGCUAUAAGUGCAAAUAAAACAGCAGCACCUCGAAAAUAAGAGGCUUUUGGACUGAGGAGGGUAGCAACAUUGAGAAGAAAGACAACAGGAAGGACAGAGAGGACUUAGGCCAAAAGGAUCUGAAAAUUCCUAAGGAGCAUCACUUAAAUCAAGGGAAUCAGCACUACAAAUAAGUAGAAGUGAAGUAAAUUAUCAUUGAUGUUGUUAUUAUUUAUUUGUUGAGUGCCAACAAUGUGAUUAGCAAUGCCCAGAAUAUGGUCCCUGCUCCAAGGAUUUUACUGUGUCAGUGAAAGAAAUCUGCCUUUGUGAAAUCACUUCUCAUUUAAAAGAAAAAUAACAUGAUGAUAACAAACGCACAGUGUAGAUCUUAACCGAAUUAUUUCUGGAUGCCGUAACUUGCUUUAACUUGCCCUUGGGACUUUAAAGAUCCAGCAGAAGUAGGGCACAGAAAAUGUUCUGAUGGCAGAAAGGGGUAUCAAUGAGCAGCUUAUUAAAAUGACGACUUUUCACUUUAUAUAUUUAAUCUAAAUAGCACUGCUAACUCAAUGCAUCCCAAAAAUAUUUUCUAUAAUGGUUGCUCUCAUUUUCUUAUUACUAUAUGUUUAAGUACACCGUUGUGUCUCAUAUUAAAGCAUUCCAGAUUGUAUAAUUUUUGCAAAUAACUUUGAUAUUAUGUGACACAACAACAUAUUUAUGCAAUCUGCAGAUACUUUCUUUUAAUUGCAAGUUAAAAUAUCAUUUUGUUUAUAUAUAGAAUUGCAGUAAUCUUUCACUGGCUAUGAAAGCCGUAAUUCUUAUCAGGAAAUUCUUUUGAUCUUUGGAGAUUAUUUUUUUUUCCUUUCCUGUGAUUUAUAUAGUGAAUUUUUUUGUUUACUCUCUGUUAUUUAAAUUUAUAGUUUGAUACUGUAUUAUUCAGGAGUUUUAUAUGCAGUAAGUUAUGCACUUCCCUGUUAAUGUUCUUUGUUAGUAGUGGAAAUUCAGUCGUCUUAGCUGCAUAUUAGGACAACUUAUCUGGUUUUUUGUUACUAAUUGGAAAAUAUCAUCUAACAAAACAGAACUCUUACUUUAAACAUUGAUUGUGAUGAUCUUAUUCAGUAUUCCCUGCUGAGCAUAUCCUGCUAAAUAAGGUAAGAAAGAAUGA